AUGAUUCGCGUGGUGCAUGAGAUUGUGUUGGUUUUGAUUCGUGGUUUCCCAGAAAUUAUAAGGUCACUUUAUGAUCAUGAUCUAUUUGCAGAAGAGACCAUUCUUCACUGGUUUCGUAAAGGAAUAGGCCCAAAGGACAAUGGCACCGCGACAACGUCGGCAUUUGACAGAGUGGGUAGAUCUGCUUCGCCUCUAGAGAAACGCUUCCACAAGGAGAUCUACUUAGCCUCUAGAUCGGCGUCUGACGAAGUGGGUAGAUUUGAGCAGUGUUUUAAUCGAGAUUGGCAAAGUAGAUCCACAAGGAGAAAUACUACCACACCACCUCCAGAGCGUCGUCGCCUCCAGAGCACCAUGAUGCAGAAACACUGCCGACGCCACCACCAGAGCAUCGUCGCCACUUCAUUUCACCGCCGCAACUCGUUGGAGGUGGUGCUCUGGCGAGGGCGUGCUCCCAAGGAAAGAGACAGGAGGGUGAGGAAGAGAGGGAGAGUGAAAUAA
Molecule: messenger RNA, 498 nt
Organism: Fraxinus pennsylvanica
Lineage: Eukaryota; Viridiplantae; Streptophyta; Magnoliopsida; Lamiales; Oleaceae
Source: the annotation of a GenBank genome assembly